Caenorhabditis elegans is the source of this 2236-nucleotide messenger RNA. RefSeq names its product Conserved oligomeric Golgi complex subunit 6 (gene cogc-6). NCBI's taxonomy places the organism in Eukaryota, Metazoa, Nematoda, Chromadorea, Rhabditida, Rhabditidae. The transcript is spliced from 7 exons. Bases 113 to 2041 code for a protein of 642 amino acids. Gene Ontology annotation, biological process: intra-Golgi vesicle-mediated transport. The record is from RefSeq and is marked reviewed. Gene Ontology annotation, cellular component: Golgi membrane; COG complex.
GUUAUUUCGGAGUGUCGUUGCUGACACGUUGCGAAUAAAUCAAUUCUGCAUUUUCUAUUCCACUGAGUUCUGCGAUUUUUUUCGCAGAAUUCGGUGAAUUUGAAUCAAUAAAAUGUCAGUAAUCGAUAAAACUUCAUCAGCAGUCAAUCCUUUACGAGAAAAAGUGACUACUGCAUGUGCAAAGAAGCUGUAUAAUGACAAGGAUUGCAUCAAAAUUGCUGAUUUCAUCACUCCACUGGUCGAAGAUAUGAACCUUGAUUCAAAUGUUGAUAGGAAACUACACAAUAAACUAGAACGAUACGAGUUGAGACUAAACAAGGAAUAUUUGAGCGAGUUCGAAAAAAUAAAUAACAUUGUGCAAAAAUUCGAUGAGCUCUGUGUAAAAAUGAACUCCACAUGCACGAAUUUAUCAAAGCAAAUGGAGACUGUAAAGUUCAAAAGUGUUGAUUUGGUGCAGAAAACAGCAAGCUUGAAGGAGAAGAAAGCGAGUAUAGAAAGCCGUUGUAAUAUGAUAAAUGAAUUUCUCGAAAACUAUUCUUUAUCAAGUGAAGAGCUUCGAGAAUUAGACGAAUGUGAACAAAGUGGUCAUCUAUCGGAAUUUUUCUUCAAAGUUCUUGAGAGGUGCCACGAAAUUCGCGAGAACUGCAGAAAUAUGGUUCAGGAGCAAGGACAUCUUGCCGCUUUUGAAGUGAUGGAAAAAAUGCAAAAAAUUGACGAAAGAAGCCAUGCAAUUAUCUGUAACAAUCUGAAACGCGAAUUUCAAAAUCUGACAGUUGAUUCUCAUCAGAAAAAGCAAAUUCUUUCUAAAGCUUUCAAAAUCAUAAGUCAGAAUGAUGCUGUAUUCCAGCUUGCCAUUGACCAAUACAUUUCAUCUCGCUCACAAGAAUUGCUCAAUCAGUUUGUUGAAAUUAACAAAAUGGCUGUCCAAAUGCCUGAAGGGUUGGCAGAACCACUGAAGGCAGUUGGAGAUAUGCUGACUUCGAUUCACGAGCUCACGGAGCAAGAAAAACAGUUGUUCAGCUCAAUUUGUUCCGCAGAAAAUCUUCCGAUCGUUCUUGAUGAAUGCCUGAAAUCUUUGACUUCGCCGUUCAAGAUUAGGGUAGAGCAACUGCUGUCGACAGAAAAAAAUGCCAUCACAAUUUUCAAAAUGGGAAAUAUUUUAAUUUUCUAUGCAAACAAGUUCGAGACUUUGAUUCGAAAAGAUAGUUAUUUUACAAUAAUGCUCGCAGAUCUCGUCAAAACAGUUCGUCAAGUAUGUAUUGCCGGUAUAAAUCAUCACGUGGACGGACUUAUGAGAAAGAUGACAUCACCACACUAUGAUCUCCUUCCAGUCCCAGAAGUUCGGCAAUGCCUUUCACUUUAUCACGGGCUUAUUUCAAUUGCUGUAAAAACAGGAGAUUUGAAUCUUCUUCUUGAACCAGAAAGGAUCUACGAAUAUGUCUUGGAACCACUUAUUCAGACGGUUCAACUCAGUGCAACUCGUCUGAAAUCUGAUAUUGAAGUUUCUGUGUUCACAAUUAACUGCUUAACAGUCAUUAGAAGUGCAAUCUCGGAAAUAUCGGCGUUCAAGAAGAAGAUUGAAAUGAUUGACGCGAUGAUCGAAGGAAAUUCAGACGUAUUGGUGUCAGUUCAAGUAUCGGAAAUGCUCGAAAAAUCUGGAAUUUUAGAAUUAUAUCAGAAGUUCAAUGCAGUAAAUCCUGCUGAAAAGAAGCCGUUGUCCACUCUACCUGGCUUGGAAUCUACCACAGUUGGGGAAGCUAUUGUAAUGUUCACGCAGUACCUUCAUAAUCAUGCAUCCUCUGACCACACUUACGAUAUCGACCAACAAAUUUUGGCUUCGGAAGAACGUCAAAGAAUUCGCGAACGAAAUACACUGGAAUUCCUCAAAGUCUACAAAAUGAUAGUAGAUCGUCUCGGAAAUCCAACAAAUGGCUACGAAAAUCUCCACUACCUCCCGAUUGAACAUGUGGAAAGUGUUCUGAAAUUUGAGAAAGAGAAGGAGAAUACGCCUUCGUCUAACGAAUCGGAAUCGCUCGCUUAAAUUUGUUUGUAAUUAUUAUGUUCACAUAUAGUUUAAAUUAUUUAUUUAUUUAAGUUUAUUGCCUUUAUAAUUUCUUCGGUUCUAACCUUUUGAAGUGGGUUUAUUAUGUGAUAGUAAGUGCAAUUCUUGUUUUUUUGUUUUCAAUUGUUUUCCUACUUUCUUUAAAUAAAAAUAAAACUGGAAAUCCUUUGCAUU